Messenger RNA from Lolium perenne, 2103 nucleotides. RefSeq lists its product as uncharacterized. Gene Ontology annotation, cellular component: cytosol. Lineage: Eukaryota; Viridiplantae; Streptophyta; Magnoliopsida; Poales; Poaceae. The record is from RefSeq and is a predicted model, not a curated record. Gene Ontology annotation, biological process: chloroplast accumulation movement; chloroplast avoidance movement.
CUCUUAUCUUGUUUCAUUUUACCCAGUGCUCUUGGCAUUCCCGAUCUUGCUUGUUACUCCAAGGCCAAAAUCUACUUCCUUGGACUGGGGCAGCUCGUCUGGCCGAUGAAGUACAGAUCGACGCCAACAGCAAGAGAAGGCGGGAUCGUGCUACCGUGAAUGAGGUGCCUACUCUCCUCAAGGUGACUCAACAGUAGAAAGGCGACGAAUCGUACAGAUGGCCGAGAUCGACACGAGGCCGCUAGAAUCUGUGCAGGCUGCGUUGAACAUCUUCGAACAGAGAAGUGACCACAGCAGGUUCAGCAGCCCUGACAGAAACGAGCAGGAGAUCGACGUCGUAAGGAAGGAGCUCGCCGCGUGCAAGCUUCAGCUGGAGGUGAAGGAGAACGAGAACAGGCAGGCAAACCUAAGGAUGGAAGCUCUGAACAAGGCCAUGCAGGAGCUGUCGGAGAAGUAUGACGGCGCGUGCCUGGAGGCGUACGACCGCAUCGCGGAGCUCGAGACCGACGUCGUCCUGAUCACGAGCCAGCAAUCCAAGACGGCGUCGGAGUGCCAGGUGCUGCGCGACGAGCUGGCCGCUGCCAGAGGCGAGCUGGGCGCCGUGAAGAAUGCCAACGAGUACGUGCUGGGCGAGGUGGAGUCGAUGGAGACGAGGAGGAUCCUGGAGCGGGAGAGCACCCGGGACGGGCUGAUGCGCGUGCUGGAGCUGAACGAGGCCGUUCUUGCAUCGGCCGUCGCGGCGAUGAGGGCGGAGGAGGAGAGGUCUGUGUUCUUCCAGGAGGCCACGCUUGAGCUGGUCAGUUCGGGUAGGAACGUGGAGGCGAUCCAGAGGCAGAAGGAGGCGAUGGAGAGCAUGGAAGGGGAGCUGCUGGCCAAGACGGUGGAGGUGGACUGUCUCCGGUCCGAGCUGAAGAAGCUCAGGGAGCUUUACGUCUCCACAGAAAUAGCUGCGAAAGAUCAAGAACAAGGACUGGAUGUCGCCCUCCAGCACGCAGAGAAGGAAACCUGUCUAGCCACUGAAAUCUCCAGUGAAGUUGAUCAUGAGGAUGGUGAGACGACUGAACAUGUCGUUGGAGCAGAAGUUGUUAUGGUUCCAGACUCGACGGCAUGCCAAGGCGACUCAGAGGUCGCAGAUACGUAUUUUGAUAGUGAAUUACCGGGGGAUCAGAAUGUUCAAUAUGAUGACGAUGGGGUUCUCGGGAGUAUCAGCGGUUCAAUGCCUGAACACGUUGCGGAAGGUCAGGAGGAACCGGAAAUGGGAAAUCGCUUCGUGGCUGAAAGCCCGAGGGAGGACUUCCAGAGCGUGGACUCUGAAUAUUGUAAGGACAUCAGCGCCGGCAUCGGCAUGCCGGAAAACUUGGCAGGCAACAGAGGCUCAAGGCCGGAGGGUGUUACUGAGACUGAGAUCGUCGUGGUGAACUCUAAAGAUGGGUUACCGGCGUCCUCGAAACAGAAAAAGGAAGUUCGUUUCUUGGAUGAAAGUUUCAAAAGCAUGAACUCUGACGAUUGCAAGGACAUGAACGCCGGCAUGGGCGUGCACAAAAACCGGGCAGGAAGGAGGCGCUCAGAGCCAGAGGUUGCAGGUGCGGGCCUUGUCACCGAGAUCGUGGUGGUGAACUCCAAAGAGGGCCACGGCGAUUUGUACAAGAAGGAGGUCGUGGAUACCGACAAGCUCAGGGACGGGUACGUGCUCGUCGCAAAGAAGAACGCCGGGACCGAUGGUGAGGAGGCGCUCAAGGACGAGAAGCUUGACGCGGCGCACACGGAGAUCAGCGACCUGAGGUUCAGCCUGGAGGAGGCGGUGAGGCGGGCGGAGCUGGCGGAGGAGGCAAAUGCAGCGUUGGCGAGGGAGCUAAAGAAAGAGAUUAAGACGAAGCAGCGGCAGCCGCGUCCCACGGAGGACGCGCGCGGCGGGAAGUGCAAGUUCUAUGCUUCUCCUGCCAGGCCGCCGGCGCCGGCGCCGGCGCCGUCUGAGGACCAAAGAAGGGUGGCGAGGCCAGCGCCGAGCUGCGUGACCUUGGGGAAGGUGCUCAACAUGAAGUACAGGUGAAGCGUCAGGGCUUUGUACCCUGUCAGUGAUUUCGCUUGCAUGUCAUUGCUAAG